AUGAUACUGACCUGGAGCCAGAAGCUUUCACCUUCUUCUUCAGAAUUAGAGCAGAGCUCUCCGGAAGACCCCCAGAGAAACGUGUACCUACAGGCAUGCCAGAAGGCAGGUGUCGUGCCCAUCUCAUACUACCUUCGCCAUAUGAAUGAUAAAUGUCUGAAGCUCAACCACCAUGGACUGGGGCCCCGGGGAGCUGGUGCAUUAGCCAAGUCACUGAUGUUGAAUAGCAGCAUCACCCACCUGAGUCUGGAGGACAAUGCCAUCGGGGCUGAUGGGUUGGCGAAAUUGGUGAAGGGGCUGAGAGGGAGCUGCCAUAUCCAGGAGCUGAAUCUCUCCAACAACAGCCUGAGUGAGGUUGGCUCUGAGCUGGUCUGCAAGAUGAUACUGGAAAACGUGUCUCUGCUCCGUAUCCAUCUGGCACACAAUGGAUUCAACGAUCAGUCUGCUAGAUAUUUCGCAGAAGCUCUGUCGGCCAAUUUCCGGGUGACAGUCCUGGAUCUCAGCCACAAUGAGUUCUGUGAGAAAGGAGGAGAGUCUUUAGGUCAGAUGCUGGCUGCCAAUGAGGGUCUCCAGGAGCUGAAUCUGAGCUGGAAUCACAUCCGUAUGAAGGGAGCCAUUGCAUUGAGCGCCGGCCUACGGGUGAAUGGGAUGUUGAAGGUGCUGAAUUUAUCAUAUAAUGGAUUCAGCAAUGAAGGUGCUCUGGCACUGGGAGAAGCUCUGAGAAUCAACAGUUCCCUUCUUCACCUUGAUAUCAGCUGCAACCAGAUCAGCAAUGAGGGAGUCCGGCUCUUCUGCAAAGGCUUGGAGUGCAAUGAGAGCCUGCAAGUUCUCCAGCUCGCCAGGAACCCGCUGACAGUAGAGGGUGCCAUCGUUUUGCUGAAUUCUAUUACCAGGAGGCCGGAAAACAGAAUAGAGGACUUGGACAUCUCUAACGUUCUGGUCAAUCAGCAGUUUCUCUCUCUCCUGGAAGCGGCAUCCAUCUCUCGGCCUGGACUGCGGGUUCUGUUUGCUGGAAAACAAGGAUUUAUCGCACAGAAACGUCCAACACGCCCCGAUCCUAUGAAGGUUAUCCAGGACUUUCUAGAUGAACGCAAAUUGCGCCUGCUGGACUUCUUCAAGAACAUGGACAAAGAUGGCAGCAUGAGUGUCCCAGUCAGCGACUUUUGUCGUUUCAUUGUGCUGUCCGGUCUCCCCCUGGAUUCUGCUCAGAUAGACUGUCUGGUGCAAAGAUUGGACAAACACCAGACAGGAACCAUUGACUACAGGAAUCUGGUGGACUCUCGAAAGAAGAUGGUGAAGGAUCAACGAAAGCAGCAGCGUCGUAGAGCAAGAAAAGAACGUCUAGAGAAGCAGAGGAGCCAGAGAGCUCUAAAGUCUUUUCACAAUGCAGUGAGAGCACUAACUCCGCCCCCAGCGUCCAGGGAGGCCGCGGGGAGCAAUCGCAGCUCUGCUCACUUCUCUGGUUCUUCGCAGAGUUCUUGGUACCAGGAAAUAGAAAACAGAAAUGAAGCCAAUUCUCCACAGAUGCAGAACGGAGCGUCAGAAACCUUAGAGGCUGACGGCUUUUACAGUUCACAGGGAAGUCUGGGCUCUCCGUGUGUCUCCGAGCCUCGAACCCCCAAAAGAAGCUCCUCCCCUUGUUUGAGCGAUCCUGGAAACUGAAGCAGCAGCCAUGAAGUCAUAGGCAACCUUCUUAUACGUCAUCCUUUGUUUACGUUUGUGCUCUGUAAAUGUUCCUUACUAGUUGUCCUCCAUUUUCACCUCCAGGACUCCUCUUGUGCUGCACCUUGUGUCCAACUCCCUCAUAGAGCGCUGCCUGAAAACUUAUUUCCACUGGGAGGCCCGCGGUAUUUAUGACAAGGGCUUAGACGCGAGUUUCACAACUCGCAUUCGGCGCUCUAUAAGUAUUUAUUCCAAUCCAAUCCAAUUAUAGACGCAGAGUAAACCUUUUAUAAAAAGUGGGUUUGUUUACUUUAUAGCAUGUUGAAGACAAGAAAUGCAGCUUUGCAGUACAUUAUUGCCAAGUUAUAUGUAAUAUCCUCCAGUGUACUGGCCAGGUAUUGAAGAUAAAUAAUUAAUUAUUCAGUUUUUUAACCCCUCCAUGCCUAAGGGUAAAACAAAUCUAAAUGCCUAAGCACAAUUUUGCAACUUUGACAUGUGUUGUUAACCGUACAUAUCAUCACAACUACUUUGUCCAGUUGGAUUAUACCGCGUUUUUUUCAGGACAAAUUGGGCUUUCAUUUUGUGGUAAAUGAUAAUGGAUACCUACUGAUUUUUAUUUUUUUUUAUCAAAGGAAAACUGGCCUAAAAAAUAUAUAUUAAAAACAAAAAAACAAAUCUAGCUGUAUAUUUCUUGUUCCUAUCAUAACCUACCAUCAAAGAACAACUGAUGCCAC
Rana temporaria (common frog) is the source of this 2396-nucleotide messenger RNA. RefSeq names its product leucine rich repeat containing 74A (gene LRRC74A). NCBI's taxonomy places the organism in Eukaryota, Metazoa, Chordata, Amphibia, Anura, Ranidae. Bases 1 to 1662 code for a protein of 553 amino acids. Gene Ontology annotation, molecular function: protein binding; calcium ion binding. The transcript is spliced from 13 exons. The record is from RefSeq and is a predicted model, not a curated record.